Penicillium longicatenatum is the source of this 1401-nucleotide messenger RNA. Its product is annotated as OSTA/TMEM184 family protein. The record is from RefSeq and is a predicted model, not a curated record. NCBI's taxonomy places the organism in Eukaryota, Fungi, Ascomycota, Eurotiomycetes, Eurotiales, Aspergillaceae. Gene Ontology annotation, molecular function: transporter activity. The transcript has 6 exons. Bases 1 to 1401 code for a protein of 466 amino acids. Gene Ontology annotation, biological process: transport.
AUGGGUCUACCCACCGCUUCUCUCUUCCCUCGGGGGUCGAUAUCGGAUUAUUUGAAAAACAAGACAUGUCCCAUGCCGGCUCAUCUCACCGAAGUCGAGGAGCCCUUUUUGGGGAAUAUGACUUUCUACCAUUUCAACAUGAUUGUCUCUGGUGCAUGCACAUUCAUCACCUGUGUAUUAAUAUUUAGUCUCAUGGCAGAACAUGCCUGUCGCUGCAGCGUUCCCAGUGAACAAGUCAAGAUUAUGAGAAUCAUCCACAUGCUACCCGCCUUCUCAGUCCUCUCCUUUUUAGCGAUCGCCUUUCCCAACUCAUACGUCUACCUAGAAGGAUGGACAGAAGUAUUCCAGGCCGUUGCGCUGUACGCGUUUCAUAUGCUUCUGAUUGAUUUCGUCGCGCCGACCGAGCGAAAACGAGACGAAUUCUUUCAGAAACUGAAGGUGAAGAAGAUCUUCAGAAAGAAUCAAUACAGGGAGGGUAUUUCCUGGUUGAAGCUUAGCUACUAUUCCACACUACAAUACCCCAUUGUUGUCUUCUGGGUCGCUGUGGCUCAGAGCGUUGCCGCGGCCUUGGACCGUUAUUGUCUUGACUCUAAUAAGCCGGCUUUUGCCCACCUUUGGCUCGAAAUUAUUCAAGAAGUCUCCGUCACAAUCGCGAUCAAUGCCGUAAUUCGAUUCUACCUAAAUACAAAGGAUUAUAUGAAGGAGCACAAACCAAUGUUGAAGCUGUUGUCUUUCAAGCUCAUGGUCGGUCUCAUUUUCCUCGAACAGAUCGCCUUCAUGAUCCUCGAAUCCUCAAAAGUCUUCAAAGAAACCGCAAAACUCAGCUACGCAGACGUCCACAUGGGGAUUCCUACAAUGGUAAUCUGCGUCCAAAUGGUCCCCUUCGCAAUCUUCAUGCGGUAUGCAUUCAGCACAGAUGUCUACCGCGUGAAGAAAUCCGGCGACUCUGAAGAAAAGCUCACAGAGGUCAAUGAGCAUGGACGACCAGUGCCACGGUGCUACCAGGGUGGUCCAUUCGGGUUCCACGCCUGGCUUGCAUACUAUAAUCCGAUGGAGUUUGUUCACGAGGUACAGUCUAUGUACAGGACUCUGCAUCAUGUUCAUGUGCGGGACCAGAAACGCAUUUACAAAGAGGAAGUUGAGGGAGAAAGUGAACCGAAUUCUGUUGAUCAGAGUUCAUCUGGGUUAGAGCUGGUUGCCAAUCGGCAAAGUCCGGGGCAGAGUGGCUAUGGGCAUAGUGAGCCUUUCGAGCAGAUUCAGCUUGCGCAAUCCGAGCCUCUUAUUAAUCAGGUGCAAUACCCAGCUCUGUCGCAUUAUGGACAGGAGAGAUCUGAGUACGCCCACGGGAGUACGGGAGGGGAUGCGCAGUGGGGUCAGGAUCGGGAGUAUAGGCGAGUGUAG